Molecule: messenger RNA, 567 nt
Organism: Paramecium octaurelia
Lineage: Eukaryota; Ciliophora; Oligohymenophorea; Peniculida; Parameciidae
Source: the annotation of a GenBank genome assembly
AUGAUUCCUAUUCAUUAACUAAGCAAAGCAGAAAUUAAAGUGUUGAAAUUACUUGAAGGAUUCAGCAGUUUAUGGUAUUAAGUAGAUUAGUGCCCUGAUCCAAUACCAAGAAAUCAACCAGAACAAAACCAGGGAAAUUAAAGUAAUUAAUAAAAUAACUCUCCUUCACCUUCAAUGUCUUCUCUCUCAGCUUAGGAGGAUUUAAUUUCUAAUUUUACACUUCAAGAAUAGUCAAACCCAAAGAAAUAGAUUAAGACUUUAAAAAAUAAUUAUAUAAUUGAAGAUUCAAAUCAAGGAAGUCGUAAGUAUUAAUGUGGGAAAUGUAAAAAGAUAUUUAAUAAUCAUUAAUCAUUAGGUUAACAUUAAUAACCUAGAAAUAAAGCUCCUCUUACCAGAAAUAAGGAAUCUGAUCGAUGUCAUCAUAGAUCAGAUCAACGUCAUAAUGAAUCAGAUCAAUGUCAUAAUAAAUCAGAUCAAAUUAUUCAAGAAUCACACCCAAAUUCAAUCGAGAAUCUUUUCUAAUGAUAUUGAUAAAGAUUAUUAUAAAUUUCAAAUUUUAAUCCAUAC